ACGGAGCUGCAGGUGAUCCAGCCUGAGAAGUCAGUGUCUGUCGCAGCUGGACAGACAGCCACUCUGCGCUGCACCCUGACCUCCCUGCUCCUCGGUGGGCCGGUUGAGUGGUUCAGGGGAACAGGGCCAGGCCGGGAGUUAAUCUUCAGUUUCAGAGGAGGCCGCUACCCCCGAGUAACAAAUGUUUCAGAUACCACAAAGAGAAACAACACAGACUUUUCCAUCCGCAUCAGUAACAUCACCCCAGCAGACACCGGAACCUACUACUGUGUGAAGUUCCAGAAGGGGACCCCUGAUGUGGAGUUUAAGUCUGGACCAGGCACUCAACUCAUAGUGAGCGCCAAACCCUCUCCCCCCGUGGUGUCGGGUCCCACGGCCAGGGCCUCACCUGAGCAGACCGUCAACUUCACCUGCAAGUCCCACGGCUUCUCCCCCAAAAACAUCACCCUGAGAUGGUUCAAAAACGGGAAUGAACUGGCAGCCUCCCAGAUCGGUGGGAAGUCACCUGGCAGAGACGAGAAGGGGGACUUGAACUCAGGCCUGGAACUGCACCUGGGCCAACUCCCCAACUCAGAGUUCAGCUCUGGAGCCUCGGGUCCUCCUCUGUGGGAUGAGGAGAUGACACGGCCCACCCCACACGAUCAGAAGGGCGGAGGGUUCUCCACAGUGUCACACACCUGGAGCUAUGCCCAGGAUGCCUAUGCGAUCCUGCUGUGCCGGGAUUCACAGCCUCCCCUGGCCAUUCCAGGGCUCCAACCACUGCCAACCCUUCUGGAUCCAGUGGGUCUGGCAUAA
Messenger RNA from Odobenus rosmarus divergens (Pacific walrus), 795 nucleotides. Its product is annotated as tyrosine-protein phosphatase non-receptor type substrate 1-like. Gene Ontology annotation, cellular component: plasma membrane. The annotation marks the transcript as partial. Lineage: Eukaryota; Metazoa; Chordata; Mammalia; Carnivora; Odobenidae. The transcript has 4 exons. Gene Ontology annotation, biological process: positive regulation of phagocytosis; positive regulation of T cell activation. The record is from RefSeq and is a predicted model, not a curated record.